Molecule: messenger RNA, 318 nt
Organism: Staurois parvus
Lineage: Eukaryota; Metazoa; Chordata; Amphibia; Anura; Ranidae
Source: the annotation of a GenBank genome assembly
CCAGCAGUGACUUGGAUUGUACCCUACAUGCGCCCACUAGCCCCGCCAACCCGUUCCCAGCAGUGCCCCCACCUGUGCCCAGCAGUGCCCCCCCACCUGUGCCCAGCAGUGCACCCACCACCUGUGCCACUCUGCAGUGCCACCUACCUGAUGCCCAGAAGUGCCACCUACAUGUGCCCAGCAGUGCCACCCACCUGUGCCCACCCACCUGUGCCCACCAGUGCCCACCCACAUGUGCCCACACCACCAGUGCUGCCCACCAGUGCCACCCACCAGUGCAGCCCAGCAGUGCUGCCAGUCAGUGCCACCAGUCAGUGC